UACAAUUCCUCACGGUAUAUAUCAGAAUAUAUACAACUUAUCCCUCUAAAUUCCUCAUACUUCCAUUUGAGGAAUUAAUGGAUCAAAUCAAGGCCGAAAAGCUUGGAGCCAUGAAAUGCUACAAGAAGAAGCAGAACUACAACAAGAUCGUAUUCCUUAUUGGAGAAUCAAGGCUCAGCAGCAGCAAGCAAUCGUCUCCAGUCACUGAGAUGUACAACGAGUAUGUUGAGAGAAGUCGGAAUCUCAGGAGACCACUCUCCACGUUUCAAGAGAAGAAAGAGGAGAGGACCUUGCCGGAAAUGUUGAAUCCGAUAAACGAGGGCAAUGCGGAGAGUAUUGAAGAUAAAGAAGUUGAUGAAGGUAAACAAGAUGACAAGCAUGAUCAUGGUCAUGACGAGGAAGACUUUAAAGAAUGUGGGGAAAACGCUGAAGAAGAAAAGGAAGAAGAAAAAGAAGAAGAAAAAAUGGAGGGAAAAAAGGAGGAAAAGGAAGAACGAGAAGAAGAUGAGGCUUUAAUGCCUGCUGAGGAACUAAACAAAAGAGUUGAAGACUUCAUUGCAAGGGUUAAUAAGCAAAGGUGGCUUGAAGCUAGAAAUUUGGUUUGUUGUAAAGCAUGAUUAAUAUAUGUUGGGUACCCGAUCAUUGAAAACAGAUUUAAUAAAUUAGUAGGUGUUGGAAAUUAUAUAUUAUAAUCUGAAAUAUUGUAAUAUAUAAUUUUAAUAAUUGAAUGAAAAAUAUUGUUAACCAAUUUCU
Pyrus x bretschneideri (Chinese white pear) is the source of this 753-nucleotide messenger RNA. RefSeq names its product X-linked retinitis pigmentosa GTPase regulator-interacting protein 1-like. The transcript has 2 exons. The record is from RefSeq and is a predicted model, not a curated record. Lineage: Eukaryota; Viridiplantae; Streptophyta; Magnoliopsida; Rosales; Rosaceae. The coding region runs from base 78 to 617 and encodes 179 amino acids.